GUUCAAUGCAGACAUGUUGCAUGUGGACUGGGUUGUCUUGUGAAGGGCGGCCGGUCUCAUGUCGUCUGCCAUCGAAUUGCUUAUCGCGGCACAUACGGCUUUGUCUGCUGUCCCUUUGAGAACGCUCAGGGUGUCCUGUUUGUCUCCUCCUUCAGUGUUAGUUUCAUUCAUGGAUGGACAAUCUCUGAUGUGGACCCCGAAGCCAGAGCCUAUGCCGAUGCCUGCGUGUGACCCUGGAGUAGACGACAGUGCAAUGCUUGGAAAGGCCUUAAGAUGGCUGAAAGCUGAUUGCUUUGCUGAGUUUGCCGUGCAUGAAGAGCUGGUAGCUGCCAAUGCCUCCAUGUUUGGUGCUCGAGGUGCUGAUGAGGUUCUUGCAUUCAAGAAGAGUUGGCUACGGAUGGCGAAAAACUAUGAGGUGGAUGCGAUUCUCGAUGUUGACCUGAAAAACCGAGUGGUCGUCGCAUCCUUUGACUGUCUCAUCUCUGGUAAAGAGGGUCGGGGAACUGAUGUCAUGCAAUUUGAUGAGCAGAUGAAAGUCUCUGGUGUUGCUGCCAUUCGACAUACUCAAGUCACGUCUUAGUAGCAACAGCAUGACAAGACCACUGACCUUUGUAACGGCAAGUUCUUGCCAGAAGGCGUUUUCAUCCGCAGAGCAACAGCAAAAGGAGCUGAAGGUUUGCUUGGCGUGUUUUGGACCUUGCUUAAGAGUCAAGACGUCAAUGAUCGAAAUGUGGUGCAAGGAUAGGCGGAUAGACACUGUAACUUGUAUAUUGAUGAAUUCUGACUGUGAGAAGCGUAGAGUCAGGCAGUGGAUGGAGGAGUUUUGAUGUGGUCCUGAGACGGUCCUUAGGCUAACAGUUUGUUGUGGAAGGUCCCAUGAUUUCAUUGCGAUAACAUCAUGCUUUGAUGGCAAAAUAGGACCUUUAUUAGCCAGGAUUGCCCCCCGCACGCUGAUAUACGGAAUGCACGCAUUGUGACAGAUAUUUGUGUGGCCGCUAUCAGUCAGCGAAUGGAUCAAAAGAGCACCAGGGCUAUCAUGGAGGUCGUUGAACCACCUUUAUAUAGCUUUAGCUCCAAGUCCGUGGGACUUGAGUGAUCGUAGGCUGUGGAGACUGCUUGCAUGGGAGCGGAGCCCAAGGAGGUGGCAGGCGCAAUAGACCCGUUUAAGCAAUGGCCGCGAUCGAGAGCAGCAAAGAAGGGUGUGCCGUUGUGGGACGGCUACACAACCCUUCCAAGAAUACGGCCAGCUAGAUACUCACUGGGAGCAACCGGGCC
Molecule: messenger RNA, 1275 nt
Organism: Durusdinium trenchii
Lineage: Eukaryota; Dinophyceae; Suessiales; Symbiodiniaceae
Source: the annotation of a GenBank genome assembly